AUGUCCAAAGCUACCAAUCUUACCCCUGAGCACACGAAAAUUCAUUUCUUUCGUGAUGAAUACAUGGAAGGUCUCUACAGAAGACCAGAGCCUUUAUUAACCGUUGAUUUCAAUCCGAGAACCAAUCGUCUCGUUACAGCAGGUAUUCAAACCGAUAUCAAAAUAUGGGAACUGUCCUAUUCCGAAGAAGAUUGUUUAUUCAAACUCAUUGCAACCAUGAAUCCAAUCUAUGAUAGUGCCAAAGUUGUAAAUAUUGCACGAUGGAGUCCAUGCGGAAAUUACAUUGCUACUGGUUGUGGAAGAGGAGCAGUAAUGAUUUGGAAGAAGAAAGGCUUGAUUUUAUCUCCGACAGAGAGUCUUAAGAAUGUUGCAUCAAGUGGUAACAAUAUUAAAGGAGAGAAUGAUGAUGAUACAGAUCUAUCCUUCCUGGAAAGUGAAGUAAAACCAACCGAAGAAUGGAUCAUUGUAAGAAAGUUCGGAAGUGAAGAAGGAGAAGAUGUUUGGGAUUUGAGUUGGUCCCAACCAUUAAUUGAUCACAAGACUGGAAAACCAACCUAUUUGUUAGCAACUACCUCCAUGGAUCGAAGAUUACGAGUGUAUCAACCAUUAGAGUCUCGUGAAAUGUUAUUUGAACAUGUUUCCGAGAUUCAUUCCUCUUUUGGUGGUAUUACAUGGGAUCCUCUAGGAUAUUAUUUGGCCAUUCAAUUGAGUACAGCGAAGAAGGUGUUAUUGUUUGGUUUGAAUCAAGAACGUUUCUCAAUUCUAGGUCCACAAAAGUCAACAUGUGGCACAAACAGCAACAACAACACAAUUGCUACGGCCAUUGCAAAUGAAUCAGAACAAGCGGCCAUGAUGACAUCACCAAAAAAGAAAAAGAAGAAUUCAACAACAUCAACACUUUUUGAAAAAGUUGGAACUAUUAAGAAGAGUGCAAAAGAUAAUAAGGAAUUAUUCCAAGGAGAUAAUUACACCAUGCAAUAUCGAUCGACUGUUUUGAAUAGUGUGAGAAGAUUAUCGUUUUCACCAGACGGCUCUUUUCUUUUCACAACGGCAGGUCUCUCUAACUCGCUUCACAUGUUCUACAGAAAUGUUUGGAAGAAACCAGCAAAAUGUAUUACUGGACUCACAUCCACAUGUCCCAUUGUAAGAUUUUCACCAAUUCUGUACAAGUCCAUCAAUGAGAAGUCUGUUCUUCCAUACAGAAUGAUGGCUUGUGCGUCAUCGAAAGACGAAAUUAUUAUUUUUGAUACAGAGAGCAAUAAUGCAUUGUUUAGAGCUCAAAGACUUUUCACACAACCCAUAACCGACUGCAGUUGGAGUAGUGAUGGUACUGUGUUAUUUAUUUCAUCUCAGGAAGGUUUGAUGGCAAUCAUGAGAUUUGACAAGGCUGAACUUGGAGAACCCUAUGACUUGUUUGUUGCAUCAACCUCAAACAAUGAGACCAACAGCAAGGAGAUGACUCCUCUCGAGCAACAUAUUGCCAGAAUCAGAGAAGUUCUAUCCCAAAGUGCCACAACACUACAAACCAUGAUGCAAUCUGGUGAAGAGAAGUCUUCAAAAGAUGAUGCAGAAGUUAAUGUUUUGGUGCCCAAGAAAAAAACAGCCAUUCCAGCAACCAACAAUUAG
Messenger RNA from Naegleria fowleri, 1626 nucleotides. RefSeq lists its product as uncharacterized. Gene Ontology annotation, biological process: nucleosome assembly; DNA replication-dependent chromatin assembly. Bases 1 to 1626 code for a protein of 541 amino acids. Gene Ontology annotation, molecular function: protein binding. Gene Ontology annotation, cellular component: CAF-1 complex; nucleus. NCBI's taxonomy places the organism in Eukaryota, Heterolobosea, Eutetramitea, Acrasida, Naegleriidae. The record is from RefSeq and is a predicted model, not a curated record. The transcript has a single exon.